Molecule: messenger RNA, 1581 nt
Organism: Rhizoctonia solani
Lineage: Eukaryota; Fungi; Basidiomycota; Agaricomycetes; Cantharellales; Ceratobasidiaceae
Product: endonuclease/exonuclease/phosphatase family protein
Exons: 9
Coding region: 1-1581 (526 amino acids)
Molecular function (GO): 3'-5'-RNA exonuclease activity
Source: RefSeq, a predicted model, not a curated record
AUGUCUUCGGAUUCUUUUAGCACCAACCAGACUUACUUCCAAUUCGACUGGCCCGCAGAGAUCACAGGUCUCGAGCGUAUUGCACUAACCGCCAAAGGCGACCUCCAGCGCACUCUCAGCGCCUACUUUUCCAAACCUAUCAGCGUGCAGCGCAUCUGGGAAACCCCCGCAUCGGGCCCAGUCUCGUCCGCCUCGCCCGAGACACCCGUCACCCAAACCAGGCGCGUAAACUUGAUGUGCGAAGGCCAUGUUGCGUGUGUGUGCAUUAGCACCAUCAAGAUGUCGACCCAGGAGACCGCCCAUCUUUUCCUGGAAGAAAAGUUCGCAAUUGGACAAAUGUUCCGCCGUAUGAGCAAACCAGCCGCGUUCCAGCUCAUUUCGGCUGGAGUUGAGCCUUCGCUUGCCGGGCACGGUCAAGAAAACUUGUGGAGGACUUAUACCCUCAAGACCGACGGAUUUGAAUGUGAGAUCAAGGAAAUCUUCCCGGAUAGGAGGAUGUUUGCUUCGCCUCAGUCGGCUGAAUGCUGGAUGCACCGCGUUCCCACCGCCGAUGAAGGCGUAGUUCCGGACAAGACCCCCAAGGCAGCCAUGAUGACUCUUGCUUUUAAUAUUCGGUACGAUACUCAGGCUUUCAAUAUCGUACCCCUUGGCUCUGAAGGGGACAUAUUUCCACGAGUGAAUACUUCAAAUGUUGAAUGGGGUGAAAGACCUUGGUAUCAGCGCAGAGCGCCUCUUGCAGACCAAGUUUUGUGGGAAAAUCCGAGUGUGAUUGGUUUCCAGGAGGUUCUCUGGAACCAAAUUGGAGAUUUAGCUCAAUUGUUAGGCGAGGGAUGGGGCUGGACCGGUGUGUGCCGGAACGAUGGAAAGCGUCAAGGAGAAGCAGUACCUAUUUUCUGGCGCAAGGACGUUGCAACUCUGAAGAACGUUGAACACUUUUGGCUCAGUGACACACCCGAAAAACCGGGAAGUGUAGGUUGGGACGCUGGGCAAACUCGAAUGGCAACACUUGCAGAAUUCACGACGGCGCGCACUGAAAGCAGCAAGCUGAUCCUUGAUCACGUUGAUAAGCUUGUCGAUCGGAUAUCCCCCUCGGGCCAGGCUCCGUUGAUUUUCCUUGUAGGAGACCUCAAUUCGCCCGAUACCGAGGAUGGAUACCGAUCUCUGACUAGAUGGCGUUAUGUCGACGAUGGGUCGAGUCCUCAGCAGGGUGGACACACAUUCUUCUUGGAUUCUCGGUACGAGCUGCAUACUCGUGUUUCAAAUUUCAAUACGGCUAGACUUUUGGGAGCGCGAUAUGGGGAUUGGCUGGCAACUUUUACGGGGUUCGGGGAGCAUGAUCAUAGAAAUGUGAUCGAUGUGGUCCUGGUUGCGGAUACAGGCGCCGUUGCAGCCGUAUCUCCGGCCGGUACGAGAGAUAGGCAAGAUAAUGCUCAAAAGGUCAUGCAAACGGGCCAGCAACAAUGGGCUGUGACGCGCUACGGCGUCAUACCAAAUAGAUUCGAAGGAGGAUUUCUUGUCAGCGACCAUCGGAUGGUGGUCGCUACUUUCAAGCAAACAGUUGUAGGCUUGCCCGAGUUGUGA